Messenger RNA from Porites evermanni, 795 nucleotides. Lineage: Eukaryota; Metazoa; Cnidaria; Anthozoa; Scleractinia; Poritidae. The record is from the annotation of a GenBank genome assembly.
AAUAAUAAUAAUAAUAAUAAUAAUAAUAAUAAUAACAAUAAUAAUAACAACAACAGGCUUUAUAUGCCAAGAGAAAAAGGUGGAUAGGGUUUAAUAAGUUGUGAAUCUUGUGUCCAGAGCAAAGAUAGCAGUGUUGGAUGGUACGUUAGGAACAGUAGUGGGGGGCAGUUGCUGGAGACAGUGAAAGCAUCAGGAGUGGUAGAUGUAGAAGCUGCUGUAAAAGCAGACAAAAAAAAAUUAAAAAGGAAGCAGUAGAAGACAAGUGAAAUCUGGGAGUGAUAAGACAAUGCAUAGCCAGUUUUUGAGGCAGCUGGAAGAUGAGGGUGCUGACAUCAACGGAACAUGGAAUUUGCUAAAAAAAGCUGACCUUAAAUCCAGCACUAAAACUCUCAUCUGUGUGGCCUAAGAACAAGCCUUGAGGACGAAUUAUGUGAAGUUUCCAGUGGACAAGAGUAUGGAAUCUGCAUUGUGUAAAAUGCGUCAUGAGAGAGGUGAAAGUGUUAGCCAUGUCAUUAGUGAGUGUACCAAACUUGCGCAAACAGAGUAUACGAAGAGACAUGACAAUGUUGCCAGAAUGAUUCAUUGGGAAUUAUGGGGUGAGAACGGGAUGAACUGAGCAGAUAAAUGGUAUGAGCAUCAGCCCCAGAGUGUGUUGGAGACUGAUAAGAUUGAAGUGUUGUGGGAUUUAACAUACAAUGCCACCACAAAACAGAGGCUAGAAGACCAGAUAUUGUAAUUCUGGGGAAGGAGGAUAGAGUCUGUAAAAUAAUUGACAUUGCUGUACCAGUUGGCUGA